This is a messenger RNA of Schistocerca gregaria, 1236 nucleotides long. RefSeq names its product dehydrodolichyl diphosphate synthase complex subunit nus1 (gene Tango14). The record is from RefSeq and is a predicted model, not a curated record. Gene Ontology annotation, molecular function: ditrans,polycis-polyprenyl diphosphate synthase [(2E,6E)-farnesyl diphosphate specific] activity. The transcript is spliced from 4 exons. Gene Ontology annotation, cellular component: dehydrodolichyl diphosphate synthase complex; endoplasmic reticulum membrane. Bases 16 to 549 code for a protein of 177 amino acids. Lineage: Eukaryota; Metazoa; Arthropoda; Insecta; Orthoptera; Acrididae.
CUUGUGUUAUUAAACAUGCUGUGGAAAACUGGACCACUUAAAGGAGAAGGAGCAGAUGACUUGAAGAGUCACCUGCAACAAAAUCAAGAUGAACUAUAUCAAGCUGUGAAAACGAGAAGCAAGUUGUGUGUGGGAAGAAUCAUAUGGGGAAGAAAUAAAACACUAAAUGGAUUAGGUGUUGAAAACGGUGUGCAAAAUGGUACAAAAGCAAUAGCAAAAACACGGGUAACAGUUUUAUCGCUUAAUGAUUCAAAGGAAACAUUCCUCAAAGUGACAAGAUCUCUCUGCUAUUCAGCUAAAAACAGAGAAGUGAAAUCUUGUCACAUCAGUCAAGAUGUCAUAAAUGAAAUGUUAAUUGAAGAGACCGGUUUACCAGAACCCGAGCUUGCAUUGUAUUGUGGAGAAGUAUGUUGCACAUACGGGUUCUUACCAUGGCAUAUACGAAUCACAGAGUUUCUGAGGUUACGAAGCCAUCACAACAUCACAGUAAGAGAAUUUGUGAGAUUGUUACAAACCUAUGGUAAAUGUGAACAGAGAUUUGGAAAGUGAUUAAUAAAGACAGUGCAUCAAGUGAAGAUUGGGGAAAUCCAUUCCAUUUCUGUGUUCUUUAUCAUUAUUAUUAUAAUUAUUACGAAAAUGAACCUGUUUUUUUUUUUUUUUUUUUUUUUUUUUUGUUCAUGUGAUGUAAUCUGACAAGUCAUAUUUAUUGUUAAAUCACAGAUGAUUUUAAUGCCAGUAUGUAAUUAUACAUAUAUGAUCACUGAGAAAAAUAUUACUAGCCAAAUGUAUGCCAGUGGCUUAUAAGUAAUCGUGAGAUGUAUGUACUUUCUAGUAGUUGUAUAUGUUUUAUAGAGUGCCUUAGUAGCUGCAUACUUCACGAAGUGUCCUGGGCUGAUACGACAGUUUUUUUAAAAAAAUAUUUAUUUAUAGUGAUCUUAUUCCUCAUGUAAUUCUUUUACUGAAGUGAAGGGAGUGUUGGUUGAUAUUUAUAUACUAGUAUAAGGAGGGUUCAGGGAAGACAGAAAGGCUGUAUUAGUCACUGAACAGCUAAAAAUUAAAAAUAUUCCAGGAUUUUUGUGGUGCUUAUCAACUAAUCUUCCAGUAUUUAAGUACAUAUCGGAUGUAAAAUGGAUUUAUGAUGAUGAUGACAAUGAUGUGUUGUUUUGUAUUUUCAUUCCCUUUUACAUUGUUUUUAUUUGUUUUUUAAAAUAUGCAAUAUACUUAUUUUGAGCAGGA